AUGACUCUUACCGCCUUUGGUCUAAGUGUACAAGCGGUUAACAAGGAAGUCCUGACUGCAACUGAUGCAACCAUUUCUUGUGUUAUUUCUGGAAUUACUCAAAAACUGGACGCUGUUGCUUGGAGAAAAGAUGGAAUCGAUGUUACAACAUUCUCCGGAAGCAACUUUGUUGUAUCUGCAGGAACUUACGGUUCCAACUCUCAAACUACAACACUUACUGUAAAAGCUGCUGCUAAUACUGCUGACUCCACCUACACUUGUGCUAUCACAUCUGAUGAGCAUCAGGAGACAGACAAGGCAACUUUGGUGACAUUGAAAGUGUUCUCUGUUGUUUUCGAGGACAAGGCAGUCAUUACCGCAACCGACCAAACUCUGGUAUGUACAAUUAGUGGAUUGUCACAGUACACUCCUGUUACUUGGAUCGGACCAGACAACAACGAGAUAUCAGACUCUGACACCAACAACUAUGUCAUUGAUCAAGGCAACUAUAUUUUUGAGAGUGUAGCGACAACCCUGACCAUCAAGACCGCCAAGUUUGCUUCCCUAAAAUCAGGAGAUGUGUUCAAAUGUAAACUGAAGUCUGCUCGUUAUCCUUCUGACUCCCCGGAGGUGGUGAAGGAGAUGACUUUGACCUUACUGUCUCUAGAUAUUGAACCUACCAACAAAGAAGUGGAAAGUGGUACAGAUGCUACAGUUUCAUGUGUUAUUUCUGGUAUCACCCGACAACUUGACGCUGUUAUUUGGAGGAAGGAUGGUACUGAUGUUACAACUAUUACAACUGGAAGCAACUACUUUGUAUCGCCAGGAACUUACGGUUUCAAUUCUCAAACUACAACACUUGUUGUAAAGGCUGCUGCUAACACAGCUGACUCAACCUACACUUGUGAUAUCACAUCAGACGAGUGGCUUGUAACCUCUCGGCAGACAAAUGUGGUCUUAAAUGUUUUCGCUGUUGAACUUGUAGACAGAUCUGUGGCAACUGGAGUUGACCAAUCUCUAACAUGCACUAUUAGUGGAUUGUCACAGGACACCCCUGUUACUUGGAUAGAUCCUGAUAACAAUGAAAUAUCCAAUUCUGACACCAACAACUAUGUGAUUGAUCAGGGAACCUAUGUAUUUGGAAGCAAAUCUUCGACUCUUACCAUCAAGCAAUCCCAAUUACAAAGUCUGCCAUCAUCAUCAAUUUUCAAGUGUAAACUGACAUCCGCUCGUUAUCCAACGUACUCACCUGAUGUGUUGAAGGAAAUGACUCUUACACUCAUCGGCCUAAGAACUUACGGUUCCAACUCUCAAACUACAACACUUAGUGUUAAAGCUGCUGCUAAUACAGCUGACUCAACAUACACUUGCGUCAUAACAUCAAAUGAGCACCAGGAGAUAAAUAAACCGACUACCGUCAGGCUUAAUGUCUUUUCUAUUACACUUGACGACAAAGUAGCUACGACUGCAACUGAUCAAGAUCUUUCCUGUACGAUAAGUGGUUUAGCGCAGAACUCCCCUGUAACUUGGAUUGGACCUGACAACAACGAAAUAUCAGACUCUGACACCAACAACUAUGUUGUUGAUCAAGGAACAUAUAUUUUCGGAAGCAAGGCAUCAACUCUGACCAUCAAAACAGCCAAGUUCCCUUCUCUUUCUUCAGGAGAUGUGUUCAAAUGCAAACUCAAGUCUGCUCUCUAUCCUAAUGACUCCCCGGUUGCGAUGAAAGAAAUGGUUCUUACUCUGCUAACUCUAGAGAUUGAACUUACCAACAAAGAGGUGGAAAGUGGUACAGAUACUACAAUUUCAUGUGUUAUUUCUGGUAUCACCCGACAACUUGACGCUGUUGUUUGGAGAAAGGACGGAACAGAUGUAACGACUUUGUCAGGAAGCAACUAUGUUGUAUCUGCAGGGACUUACGGUUCCAACUCUCAAACUACAACACUUACUGUAAAGGCUGCUGCUGUUACUUCUGACUCAACAUACGCCUGUGCUAUCACAUCUGAUGAGUGGCUUGAGACCAACAAGCAGACUAAUUUGAUCUUGAAUGUAUUCGCUGUUGAAUUUGUAGACAGAACUGUGGCUACUGGAGUUGACCAAUCUCUGACAUGCACUAUUAGUGGAUUGUCACAGGACACCCCUGUUACCUGGAUAGAUCCUGAUAACAAUGAAAUAUCCAAUACUGACACCAACAACUAUGAUAUUGACCAAGGAAAUUUUAUAUUUGGAAGCAAAGCAUCAACACUAACCAUCAAGCAAUCCAAAUUACAAAAUUUACCCUCAUCAUCAAUCUUCAAGUACGUACAACCGGUUAACAAGGAAGUCCUUACUGCCACUGAUGCCACUAUCUCUUGUGUGAUUACCGGCAUCACCCAGCAACUUGACGCUGUUGUUUGGAGAAAGGAUGGAACCGAUGUAACAUCUUUGUCAGGAAGCAACUAUGUUGUAUCCGCAGGGACUUAUGGUUCCAUCUCUCAAACUACAACACUUAGUGUUAAAGCAGCUGCUAAUACAGCUGACUCAACUUAUACAUGUGUUAUUACAUCAAAUGAGCACCAGGAGAUAAAUAAAGCGACUUCUGUGAAACUGAAUGUGUUCUCUGUUGCUCUUGAAGACAAAGUAGCCACGACCGCAACCGAUCAAAAUAUUAUCUGCACGAUCAGUGGGAUAUCACAAAACACCCCUGUUACUUGGAUAGGACCUGAUAACAACGAAAUAUCAGGAACUGACAUCAACAACUAUGUCAUUGAUCAAGGCACUUAUAUAUUUGGAAGCAAGGCGUCAACUUUGACUAUCAAGACAGCCAAGUUCGCUUCUCUAUCUUCAGGAGAUGUGUUCAAAUGUAAACUGAAGUCUUCUUUCUAUCCAAAUGACUCUCCAGAUGUUGUGAAAGAAAUGGUUCUCACUCUGCUUACUCUUGAUAUUGAACCAACAAACAAAGAGGUGGAAAGCGGAACAGAUGCUACAGUUUCAUGUGUUAUUUCUGGUAUCAACCAACAACUUGAUACAGUUGUCUGGAGAAAGGAUGGAGCCGAUGUAACAACUUUGUCAGGAAGCAACUAUGUUGUCUCUGCAGGAAGUUACGAUUCCACUUCCAUCUCGCAGACCACCACACUCACUGUAAAGGCUGCUGCUAAUACAGCUGACUCUACCUACACUUGUCUUAUCACUUCCAACGAGUGGCUUGUAACCAAUCAGCAGACAAAUGUUCUCUUGGACGUAUUCGCUGUUGAACUGGUAGACAGAACUGUGGCUUCUGGAAUUGACCAAUCUCUGACAUGCACUAUUAGUGGAUUGUCACAGGACACCCCUGUUACCUGGAUAGAUCCUGAUAACAAUGAAAUAUCCAACACUGACACCAACAACUACGUGAUUGACCAGGGAACUUACGUCUUCGAAAGCAAAGCAUCGACUCUCGUGAUCAAACAGUCUAAAUUAGAAAAUCUGUUCUCACCAUCAAUCUUCAAGUGUAAACUGAAAUCAGCUCGUUAUCCAACGUACUCACCUGAUGUGGUGAAGGAAAUGACUCUAACACUGAUUGGCCUAAGUAUACAACCGGUAAACAAGGAAGUCCUCACUGCAACAGAAGCCACCAUCUCUUGUGUCAUUACUGGAAUUACACAAAAACUGGACGCUGUUGCUUGGGGAAUAGAUGGCACUGAUGUUACAACAUUCUCCGGAAACAAUUAUGUUGUAUCUGCAGGAACUUACGGUUCCAACUCUCAAACUACAACUCUCACCGUGAAAGCAGCUGCUAAUACAGCUGACUCAACAUAUACAUGUGUUAUUACUUCAAACGAGCAUCAGGAGAUAAAUAAACCGACUGUCGUGACACUGAAUGUAUUUUCUGUUGUACUUGACGACAAAUCUGUCACUACUGCAACCGACCAAAAUUUGGUGUGUACGAUCAGUGGAUUAUCACAGAACUCCCCUGUAAAUUGGAUUGGACCUGACAACAACGAGAUAUCAGACUCUGACACCAACAACUAUGUCAUUGAUCAAGGCACUUAUAUAUUUGGAAGCAAAGCGUCAACUUUAACCAUCAAGACCGCCAAGUUUGCUUCUUUAUCUUCAGAAGAUGUGUUCAAAUGUAAACUGAAAUCUUCUUUCUAUCCAAAUGAAUCCCCGGAGGUGUUGAAGGAGAUGGUUCUCACUCUGCUGACUCUAGAUAUUGAACCUACCAACAAAGAGGUGGAAACUGGAACAGAUGCUACAAUUUCAUGUGUCAUUUCUGGUAUCACCCAACAACUUGACACUGUUGUUUGGAGAAAGGAUGGAACCGAUGUAACAUCUUUGUCAGGAAACAGUUAUGUUGUUUUUGCAGGAACUUAUGGUUCCAACUCUCAAACUACAACACUUACUGUAAAGCCUGUUGCUAACAAAGCUGACUCAACCUACACUUGUGCUAUCACAUCCAAUGAGUGGCUUGUAACUAAUCAGCAGACCAAUGUGCUCUUAAAUGUAUUUGCUGUUGACUUUGUAGACAGAACUGUUGCUACUGGAGUUGACCAAUCUCUGACAUGCACUAUUAGUGGAUUGUCGCAGGACACCCCUGUUACCUGGAUAGAUCCUGACAAUAACGAAAUAUCCAAUAGUGACACCAAUAACUAUGCGAUUGAUCAGGGAACUUUUAUAUUUGGAAGCAAGGCAUCAACACUCACCAUCAAGCAAUCAAAAUUACAGAAUCUUCCAUCAUCAUCGAUCUUCAAGUGUGAACUAAAAUCCACUAGUUAUCCAACGUAUUCACCAGAAGUGGUGAAGGAAAUGACUCUCACACUAAUCGGCCUAAGUGUACAACCAGUUAACAAGGAAAUCCUUACUGCCACUGAUGCAACCAUUUCUUGUGUUAUUACCGGCAUCACUCAACAAUUAGAUGCUGUUGUUUGGAGAAAAUCUGGUACCGACGUUACAACAUUCUCCGGAAGCAACUAUGUUGUAUCUGCAGGAACUUAUGGUUCCAACUCUCAAACUACAACAGUCACUGUAAAGGCCGCUGCUAAUACAGUGGAUUCAACAUAUACGUGUGCUAUCACUUCAAAUGAGCAUCAAGAAGUCAAUAAAGCGACUGUUGUGACACUGAAUGUCUUUUCUGUUGCAUUUGACGAUAAAGCUAUCUCGACUGCAACCGACCAAAAUUUGGUGUGUACGAUCAGUGGACUAUCACAAAACUCCCCUGUAACUUGGAUUGGUCCUGAUAACAACGAAAUAUCAGACUCUGACACCAACAACUAUGUUGUUGAUCAAGGCACAUAUAUUUUCGGGAGCAAGGCAUCAACUCUGACCAUAAAAACAGCCAAGUUUGCUUCUCUAUCUUCAGGAGAUGUGUUCAAAUGUAAACUGAAAUCUUCUUUCUAUCCUACUGACUCCCCGGAGGUGGUGAAUGAGAUGGUUCUAACUCUGCUGACUCUAGAUAUUGAGCCUACCAACAAAGAAGUGGAAAGUGGUACAGAUGCUACAGUUUCAUGUUUCAUUUCCGGUAUCACCCAACAACUUGACGCUGUUGUUUGGAGAAAGGAUGGAACCGAUGUAACAUCUUUGUCAGGAAGCAACUAUGUUGUAUCUGCAGGGACUUACGGUUCCAACUCUCAAACUACAAUACUCACUGUAAAGGCUGCUGUUAAUACAGCUGACUCAACAUACACUUGUUUCAUCGCUUCCAGCGAGUGGCUUGUUACCAACAGGCAGACAAAUGUGCUCGUAAAUGUGUUCGCUGUUGACUUUGUAGACAGAACUGUGGCAACUGGAGUUGAUCAAUCUCUAACAUGCACUAUUAGUGGAUUGUCGCAGGACACCCCUGUUACCUGGAUAGAUCCUGACAAUAACGAAAUAUCCAAUAGUGACACCAAUAACUAUGCGAUUGAUCAGGGAACUUUUAUAUUUGGAAGCAAAGCCUCAACCCUGACUAUCAAGCAAUCUAAAUUGGAGAAUCUGCCCUCAUCAUCGAUCUUCACGUGUAAACUGAAAUCUGCUCUUUAUCCAACGUAUUCCCCAGAAGUGGUGAAGGAAAUGACUCUAACACUCAUCGGACUAAGUGUACAACCGGUUAACAAGGAAGUCCUCACUGCAACUGAUGCAACCAUUUCUUGUGUUAUUUCUGGAAUUACCCAACAACUGGAUGAUGUUGUUUGGAGGAAAGAUGGUACCGAUGUUACAUCUUUGUCAGGAAGCAACUAUGUUGUAUCUGCAGGGACUUACGGUUCCAACUCUCAAACUACAACACUUAGUGUUAAAGCUGUUGCUAAUACAGCUGACUCUACCUACACUUGCGUCAUAACAUCUAAUGAGCACCAGGAGAUCAAUAAACCGACUUCUGUGAAACUGAAUGUCUUCUCUAUUUUACUUGACGACAAAUCUGUUUCAACUGCAACUGAACAAAAUUUGGUGUGUACGAUCAGUGGAUUAGCACAGAACACCCCUGUUACUUGGAUUGGACCUGAAAACAAUGAAUUAUCAGACUCUGACAUCAACAACUAUGUUAUUGAUCAAGGCACUUAUAUCUUUGGAAGCAAGGCGUCAACAUUGACCAUCAAGACAUCAAAGUUUGCUUCUCUAUCUUCUGGAGAUGUGUUCAAAUGUAAACUCAAGUCUGCCCUCUAUCCAAAUGAUUCUCCAGAUGUUGUGAAAGAAAUGGUUCUCACUCUGCUGACUCUAGAUAUUGAACCUACCAACAAAGAAGUGGAAAGCGGAACAGAUACUACAGUUUCAUGUGUUAUUUCUGGUAUCACCCGACAACUUGACGCUGUUGUUUGGAGAAAGGAUGGAGCCGAUGUAACAUCUUUGUCAGGAAGCAACUAUGUUGUAUCUGCAGGAACUUACGGUUCCAACUCUCAAACUACAACACUUACUGUAAAAGCAGCUGUUAAUACAGUAGAUUCAACAUACACUUGUUUCAUCGCUUCCAGCGAGUGGCUUGUUACCAACAGGCAGACAAAUGUGCUCGUAAAUGUGUUCGCUGUUGACUUUGUAGACAGAACUGUGGCAACUGGAAUUGACCAAUCUCUGACAUGCACUAUUAGUGGAUUGUCGCAGAACACCCCUGUUACCUGGAUAGAUCCUGACAAUAACGAAAUAUCCAAUAGUGACACCAAUAACUACGCGAUUGAUCAGAGAACUUUUAUAUUUGGGAGCAAAGCCUCAACCCUGACUAUCAAACAAUCUAAAUUGGAGAAUCUGCCCUCAUCAUCGAUCUUCACGUGUAAACUGAAAUCUGCUCUUUAUCCAACGUAUUCCCCAGAAGUGGUAAAGGAAAUGACCCUAACACUCAUCGGUCUAAGUGUACAACCUAUAAAUAAGGAAGUCCUUACUGCCACUGAUGCCACCAUCUCUUGUGUUAUUACCGGCAUCACCAAACAAUUGGAUGCUGUUGUUUGGAGAAAGGAUGGAACCGAUGUAACGUCUUUGUCUGGAAGCAACUAUGUUGUGUCAGCAGGGACAUACGGUUCCAAUUCUCAAACUACAACACUGACUGUAAAAGCUGCUGCUAAUACAGUUGAUUCAACUUAUACAUGUGUUAUUACUUCAAAUGAGAGUCAGGAGAAAAAUAAACCGACUGUCGUGAAACUAAAUGUCUUUGCUGUUGCUCUUGACGAUGAAGUUGUCACAACUGCAACCGACCAAAAUUUGGUGUGCACGAUCAGUGGAUUGUCACAGGACACACCUGUUACUUGGAUAGAUCCUGAUAACAACGAGAUAUCAGACUCUGACACCAACAACUAUGUUGUUGAUCAAGGCACUUAUAUCUUUGGAAGCAAGGCGUCAACAUUAACCAUCAAGACAGCCAAGUUUGCUUCUCUAUCUUCAGAAGAUGUGUUCAAAUGUAAACUGAAGUCUUCUUUCUAUCCAAAUGACUCCCCAGAUGUUGUGAAAGAAAUGGUUCUCACUCUGCUUACUCUAGAGAUUGAGCCUACCAACAAAGAAGUGGAGGGUGGAAAAGAUACUACAGUUUCGUGUGUUAUUUCUGGCAUCACCCAACAGCUGGAUGCAGUUGUCUGGAGGAAGGAUGGUACUGAUGUUAUGACCUUGUCAGGAAGCAACUAUGUUGUCUCUGCAGGAACUUACGGUUCCAACUCUCAGACCACCACACUCACUGUAAAGGCUGCUGCUAAUACAGCUGACUCUACCUACACCUGUGCUAUUACAUCCAACGAGUGGCUUGUAACCAAUCAGCAGACAAAUGUUGUCUUGAAUAUAUUCGCUGUUGAACUUGUUGAUAGAACUGUGGCUACUGGAAUUGAUCAAUCUCUGACAUGCACUAUUAGUGGAUUGUCACAGGACACCCCUGUUACUUGGAUAGAUCCUGACAAUAACGAAAUAUCCAAUAGUGACACCAACAACUAUGUGAUUGAUCAGGGAACUUUUAUAUUCGGAAGCAAAGCAUCGACUUUAAGCAUCAAGAAAUCUAAAUUACAAAGUCUGCCCUCAUCAUCGAUCUUCAAGUGUAAACUGAAAUCAGCUCGUUAUCCAACGUACUCACCUGAUGUGGUGAAGGAAAUGACUCUUACACUCAUCGGCCUAAGUGUACAACCGGUUAACAAGGAAGUCCUCACUGCAACUGAUGCAACUAUUUCUUGUGUUAUUUCUGGAAUUACUCGACAACUGGAUGAUGUUGUUUGGAGGAAAGAUGGUACUGAUGUUACAUCUUUGCCAGGAAGCAACUAUGUUGUUUCUGCAGGGACUUACGGUUCCAACUCUCAGACUACAACACUUGGUGUUAAAGCAGCUGCUAAUACAGCUGACUCAACUUAUACAUGUGUCAUUACUUCAAAUGAGAGUCAGGAGACAAAUAAACCCACUAUCGUCACACUGAAUGUCUUUUCUGUUUCACUUGACGAUAAAGCUAUCACAACUGCAACCGAUCAAGAUCUUAUCUGCACGAUUAGUGGAUUGUCAAAGAGCUCCCCUGUAACUUGGAUAGAUCCUGAUAACAACGAAAUAUCAGACUCUGACAAUAACAACUAUGUCAUUGAUCAAGGCACUUAUAUCUUUGGAAGCAAGGCGUCAACAUUAACCAUCAAGACAGCCAAGUUUGCUUCUCUAUCUUCAGGAGAUGUGUUCAAAUGUAAACUCAAGUCUUCGUUCUAUCCAAAUGACUCCCCAGAUGUUGUGAAAGAAAUGGUUCUCACUCUGCUAACUCUAGAUAUUGAUCCUACCAACAAAGAGGUGGAAAGUGGAACAGAUACUACAAUUUCAUGCGUUAUUUCUGGUAUCACCCGACAAUUGGAUGCUGUUGUUUGGAGAAAGGAUGGAACCGAUGUAACGUCUUUGUCAGGAAGCAACUAUGUUGUUUCUGCAGGGAAUUAUGGUUCCAACUCUCAAACUACAACGCUUACUGUAAAGGCUGCUGCUAAUACAGCUGACUCUACCUACACCUGUGCUAUCACAUCUGAUGAGUGGCUUGUAACCAAUCAGCCGACGAGUGUGGUCUCGAAUGUGUUAGAUGUUGAAUUUGUUGAUAGAUCGGUGCCAACUGCAGCUGACCAAUCUCUGACAUGCACUAUUAGUGGAUUGUCACAGGACACCCCUGUUACUUGGAUAGAUCCUGACAAUAACGAAAUAUCCAAUUCCGACACCAACAACUAUGUGAUUGACCAGGGAACCUAUGUUUUCGGAAGCAAAUCAUCGACUCUCGUGAUCAAGCAAUCUAAAUUGGAGAAUCUGCCAUCAUCAUCGAUCUUCAAGUGUAAACUGAAAUCAGCUCGUUAUCCAACAUACUCACCUGAUGUGGUGAAGGAAAUGACUCUUACUCUUGUUGGUCUAGGUGUACAACCAGUAAAGAAGGAAGUCCUCAUUGCAACUGAUGCAACCAUCUCUUGCAUCGUUACUGGCAUCACCCGACAAUUGGAUGCUGUUGUUUGGAGGAAAGAUGGAACUGAUGUAACAACUUUGUCCGGAAGCAACUAUGUUGUAUCUGCAGGAACUUGGGGUUCCAACACUCAAACUACAACACUCACUGUAAAGGCUGCUGCUAAUACAGCUGACUCAACCUACACUUGUGCUAUCACAUGGCAGGAAGUCGGCAAAGAAACCAUUGUGAACCUGAACGUAUUCUCGGUACUAUUUGAAGACACGUCUGUUACUACAGCCACUGAUCAAACUAUAACCUGCUCUUUGAGUGGACUAUCACAAAACACUCCUGUAACUUGGAUUGGACCUGACAACAACGAGAUAUCAAACACUGACACCAACAACUAUGUCAUUGAUCAAGGAUUUUAUGUUUUUGGCUCCAAAGCAGCGACUCUUCUCAUCAAGACAGCUAAACUAGCCACACUCUCAUCUGAUUCUGUGUACAAAUGUAAAGUAAAGUCCUCCCAGUAUCCUGAAAAUUCUCCUAAUGUUGUUACACAAAUCAGCCUGACGCUGCUUCAGUUCGAUAUUGAAGCGAAAAACCAGGAGGUCGAAAAGGCAACCAACGCUAUUCUGUCUUGCAUUAUCACUGGAAUAAGCCAACAACUAGACGCUGUUGUAUGGAGAAAGGAUGGCACCGAUGUUACAUCUUUGUCUGGAAGCAACUAUGUUGUAUCUACAGGAACUUACAGUACUAACUCUCAAACUACAACACUCACAGUACCAGCUGCUGUUAAUGCUGGUGACUCGACAUACGCUUGUGUUAUCACUUCUAACGAGUGGCUUGUCACCAAUCAGCAGACAUCUGUGUCUGCAACUGUAUUCGAGUUUACCGUGAACCCGACAGCGCAAGACUUGGUUGGCGGAGACAGUCUCUCCCUGUCCUGCAAGAUAUCUGGCAGCGCACAAGUGACAGUUACCUGGCAGAAGGAUGGAGUUGAUAUCAGCUCUGAGAACAGUAUUUACAGCCAACAAGAUAUCUUCUCAGGGGGUGUCACUACCUCUAUCCUCACCAGUGCUAAUGCAGGCACCAGUGUGAUUGGUAGUUACCAAUGUGUUGCCACGAAAGGAACACUUUCUUUGACUUCGUCACCUGCUUCUGUCUCUGUGAAAGCUCUCGAUUUCGUGAGUUCAGUGGCAGAGAGAGGAGAGGAGGUGACUUUGGAGUGCUUGUACACCGGACCUGACACCGUUACCAGUAUGGUACUAGAGGUUCAGUCACAGGGUACAUGGGUUCCUGUUCAGACCAACUCAUUUGUCACCGCAGUUAAUCAGUUGAGUACGUCCGGAGAAAAGCAAUUUAGCUCUAUCGUACUCACAGCUGACAGAGCGGUGGAAUACAAAUGUACCGCGGAGUAUGGUGGAAACACUUACGUGAAGACCGCUACUCUUACUGUUGUUGAAGUUGAGCCCGCUACCGCACAAGAGGAGUUCUUUAUCCGAACUGGACAAACUGCCACCUUCAGCAUCACCAUCAAGUCAUCACCUCCACUGGAACCAACCGUGUCCUGGACUAACAACAACUCUCCUGCUGUCAGCGGAACAGAUGAUAUGGUGUUCUCAAAAGUCUUCAACCCGUCUACGGGCGAUACCGCGGUGGUGUUUACAUACUCCGGAACAGAGGAUCAAAACACCCUGUCCGGAAGAAUGAGCUUCAGCGUGGGUGACCAGUUUACUGACUUCAACUACAACCUCCGUAUUGAUGUGUUCGAUGUAACGUUUGCACCCUCAAUCGGGGAACAAUACCAAGCAGUUGACAAGGAAAUGACGCUCUCCUGCACCGUAAGGAACCUUGACCACGGUCAAGUUACCUCAUACUCCUAUACCUACCCUGCUAGCUGCUCUAACUGCCAACCCUCCACAACCUCAACUUACACUCUAGUGAGUGCUUCCCUGGAUGAUACAGGAACGUACACUUGUCAAGCUACUCUUCAGUCCUCUACUACAUCAGCUCAGUUCCUUACUGAUCAGCUAAACCUCUUUAUUACAACAUACGAAUUGGAGUUUGGAGAUGGCACGGUAUACCGAGCAGUGGGAGGAAGUGUUGAGUUGUUUUGCUCCUUCACCAGCACUGCCACUGUUACUAGCACAGAGAUCGUUAAAACUGGCGGCUCCGUCCUCCAAACAUCUACUUCUGGAACAGUGACCACGACAGUAAGUAGUCUAACAACCACCGAUGGGACGACCUUCGCCUGUAGAGUUGUUCUGGACGAUUCUGCGGAUACAGUUCUUACAGCCACAAAACAGUUGGAAAUAUUAGAUGCACGAGUAAGGAGCAGUGAUUCCAGCAACACCAUCCCCGCUGGAACACCCGUCACUCUAACAUGUGAUUACACCUCUUCUCCCCUCACCCCUACUCUCCAGUGGCUCUUCAAAUCUUCUCCCCUCUCUUCUGAAACCAACCCCACUCUUCCAAUAGUGAAUCCUGCCGGUCCUGAUUCAGGCCAGUACAAGUGCCAAGUAACCUGGCCAGAUGACGUGGGCUCCUUCACAACACCGGACUAUAUUCUGUACAUUCGGGACGUUACCAUCUCCUCUGACGCGUGGUUCAUCGGGGCUAGCAAUCUCCAGGUAACCUUGACCUGUACUGUGUACGGGGACGAAGCCAGCUCAUCAGUCCAGUGGACCAGUGAAACCGGGGGUAGUCUGUCAGACAGUCAGAUCACCAACACAGACUACACAGAUUUCAGGACGGAGUCUGUGUUUUCAGCAGUCAGAUCUGCAGCUGAUGACAAGAUAAGCUGCUCAUUCCGUUACAUUGCUGAUAAUCAGAGAGUGGAGGUGUCAGCUGACGUGAAGUACAUUGCUGAUUCAACCAGCAUUGCUACUUUGAGCGGCGAAAACGCCGUUAAGAUCGGAGGAGAUGAACAGUUUACUUGCUCAUUCACGUACAUCGCUGGGGUGACCAUAACUCCUGAAAUCUCAUUCGGGAAUACCCCAGUCACUUCUCUCAUUUCCAACGCUCAAAUAGACGACAGUCAGACAGGUAAGUUGGUGUGGAUAGGAUCCUCUCUCUCCUCCAGUCUCAACACCCAGGAUGCCCUGGUCUGCAAGGUUUCCUACUCUUUCCCUCAGCAGAACAACUUCCUCCUUAACUAUCUAUCAGACCCGCUAAAGUACUACGUUCUGGAUCUCGAAGUGGAACCCACAUCAGUGACAGUCUUCAUAGACUCCGCAAGCAACCCAAUAGUCUGUACUGCUAAAGGAACCGAACCAGGCUCAUUUGACUGGUUCUACAGUAAUGGUGAGAAGGUGGGAGGUGUUGGGAACAUCAACACCAACUCAGAGUCUGUUGUCAAGGGCAGCUUCAGCACCAGUUCUUACUCUCAGACUCUCACUUUGACUCUGGGUGCUACUAAAGAGGAUAAGAGUUACACUUGUAAAGCAGCGUGGGGGGACGAGGAGUUGACUAGAAUCACUACUGUCACAGUCCUCGCCACAUGUCCUGUGGGACAGUUCCGAGGGGAUGGUGGUUGUGAAGACUGUCCUGUUGGUUCUUACUCCCCCGGAGGUGUUGUUAUCAAAUGUACACCGUGUCCGGACGACUUUACCACCGCUAACCCUGGUUCUUCUGAUCCUUCUCAAUGUUUCGGUCUGAAACCCCGACAAGGAGCGUUCGUAGCGCAGCAGGGUGAAGAAUUGACAAUACCCUGUAUCUACGAGGGAAGCCCGGCUGCCAGCUCCAUUACCUGGAAACAAGAUGCCACCCAACUGUCCACCACCACCACCUCCCAGCAGUUGGACCUGGUUCUGGGUAGUGUAACCAAGACCCAGAACGGGGAGUACACGUGUGUUGUGGUGUUCGGAGGAAACUCCUUGGAGCGGGUCGUGGAACUCAAUGUUCUGACUACUUUGGCUCAGCCCACUCCCAGCAGCUCAAUACAGAUUGGAGAUUCUCUGACACUGUCCUGCAAGAUAGAACCUGGGCCACCAGGUGUUCCCCCCACCAACUACUGGCAGAUGGACGGUGGAGGUCUCCCCACCGGCACUUACACCUAUAUCAGGGAGGAUGAGGACGGUAUCACCAGUUUCCUGGUCUUCUUCAGUGUUACUGGCGAUAUGGAUGGUUCCUACAUCUCCUUCAUCAGUUUCUACGACGACCAGGUUAUUAAGUCUGCUCCUGCGAUUUUGUCGGUUGAGGGAAUCAAGUCAUUCCCAACAGCCGCACGUGGGGUGGUAAACGACAAGGUUGUGAUCACGUGUGUUGCUAGUGGAGACAGCUAUGCAUCUAAUAUUAUCUGGUAUGAAGAUGGAACGGACGUAACUACAAUCGGUCUAGGAUCUAUCUCGGCACCAGUUAAAACUCAAUCGGGAGGAAAGUUUAUGACAACAUCAGUCCUGACUAUCGACUCGCUCAAACCCGAAAAUGCUGGAAACCUGGAGUGUGCUAUGGAUCUAGGAUCAAAGACAGUGCGAUCUAAACCUUGUGCUCUGGUGGUAAUCGGAAUAGAGCAGCCUCCAACUAGUAGUGAUUUCUUAAUCGGAGAGACUGGCAAACUCUUCUGUAUUGCUACAGGUCCCCCACAACCUAGUUUCACCUGGCUGAGAGACGGAGUGGAAUACACUGGUGGUGACGAUUUCGUGUCCGCCAGCGGUAACCGUUAUACCUCUUACCUCAGAAUCAGGGACAUCGGCAGGGAAGCAGCAGGAAAGUUCAUUUGUAAAGUUUCUUACGCUCCUCUCGGAGACGUCUUCCUCGGGGGAGAAAUCCAGUCUGAAGAAGUAAACCUGAACGUCUACGGUAUAAUUUCUCUAAAGCUUACCAAGACAACGGUUAACAUAGGCGAUGACGUCACGAUAACUUGUACAGCGGAUAACCAAGCGAAUCCUAAGUUCCUGUGGUACAAGAACGGGUUCGAAAUCUCAGACGGUGACAGUGAUGCCAGUGCUGCUGAACAGAUAUCAUUGACUGCCAUUCGAGGUAAAAAAGUGCUGACAGACUUGCAAGUUGCUGACACCGCUUCGUACGGCUGUGCGGUCCAAUAUGACACCCGAACCUCGGCGGAGGAGUCCACCUUUGUCACCGUGCUGGCUUCGUGCCCUGUGCUCGAGGUUCCGGAUAAUGGUCGACUGGAGUGCAGCGGCCCCGAUACUGAAAAAACUUGUGUGGUGGUUUGUAAUGACGGCUACGUCGGUCCUGGUAUAACUUACACCUGUAAUGACGGAGUGUGGGACCACGUGUCAGCUGACAACCCCACGGGAAAAGUCGGCUCUUGCAACUUGAAAGUGCUACCCUCAAGAAGGAUAGGACGAGUUGUGGUAUCGUACACUGGUCUCAGUGGUAAAGACUACUGUUCUAUUGGAAUAGGUCCCAAGUUUAUUGCUGCCUACCCGAUACAUUUGGCGAACGGCCAAUUCGCCGAAGUUUUGGCGGGAAAAGCGUACCUGUACGAUCAAAUAACAUGUUCGGGCACAUCACAAGUCAUGAGGAUUACCUUCCGGUACAUUCAGGACACAAACUUAGAAGAUGCAAACGUUCUUGUGGACCUGCUCAACGAAGUCGCACCGUAUCUUAGAACAACAACACUCGAUCUUGAUGAAUUGCUCGCUGAGGGGGGUUCCAACAGAAAGAAGAGAGAUCUACCAUAUCGUUUUAGACGAUCUGUAUUGAGAAAUAAGAGGUACAACGCCGGCCUCCCAGAAGAUGUAGAUAUCGGUAUAGACGGUAUAGUCGGUCUACAACGAUCUACCUCUAAGUUGAGAAGGAACUCAGAGUCUACAAUUAGCCAAGAAUGCUCUGAAGGAUCAGUCGGUAUUGACGGCCAGUGCAGUCAAUGUGGAGCCGGAACCUUUGCCUCAGGCGGAGUCUGUGUGCAGUGUCCCAAGGGCACCUAUCAGAGCAGCUCAGGGCAGACUUUCUGUAACAGUUGUAACGCAGGAAAAUCUACCAUCUCUGUUGGUAGCGCAUCUGAGGACAGCUGCAUAGUCGUUUGUAAGAUCCCUGAAGUGCCCUACGGAACACCAGACCCACCCGCCGGCUACCAAAUUGCAGACGGGUCUCAAGUUACCAUAACCUGUGAUUCCACCUAUAAGAUCAACAACAACAACGUGUUUACCACCACCUGCGCAUCUGAUUUACCUUCCUGUAGCUACGUAACAACAAGAGCAGAAAACAGUCAAGUAAUCGGAGGAACAAACGGUGUUCUGACGUGUCAGGUGACAUCAGGAGAUGCCCCCUCUACCUGUACUUGGUGGAAAGACAGUCAACAGGUGUCCUCUGGGAUCAGUAGUAUCUCCUCCGACGGGGACACCCACCAGUGCACGCUGACCCUACCCUCCUUCUCCUCCAACGAUGUUGCCAAGUACCAAUGUAGAGCCGUCAUCAAUGGGAACACUGAGUUAGCUGCUCGUAAUGUAGAGGUUGGAUUACUAGAGAUCACGUAUGAUACCUCAUCCCUGGCGAUAGAGGUAGGUCAGUCUGCAACUUUAACCUGCACAGUGACCAACCCUGACGAUCUAGACCUCCCUGCGGAGGUUCAGUGGAUGAAGGACGGUGAUCUACUAGGCUCCCCCAGCUCCAUGAUAUUUGAACCGGGAGUUGCAACUCUGGAUCUGAACUCUGUGACAGUAUCUGAUGCUGCCGACUACAAGUGCGUCGCCUCCUACCAGGGGAUUGGAGUCAUCACAAGCAAUCCUAAACCUGUAUAUGUCAGAGCAAUAAAGAAGGGAUUAGUAAACAAAUACGCCCGUGUCGGUGAAAACGUAGAACUGACAUGUGUUUAUGUUGGAGACGCACAGGCUUCAGUCUCUUGGACUGAAAACUACAUUGCUUACUCCAACGCAGAAAGCAUCUCCACCUCGUACAGUCCCACCAGUAAGGAGACCACCUCGGUGCUCUCUCUGUCCUCUGUCUCCACUGCUAAGAACGGUGUCAACUACAAGUGCACCAUGGUCACAUCUGACACAACCCUCGUCUCCAGUGCUCUGCUUUUCGUUAAUACCAAUGAGGGAGUAGUGAUCCCACCUGAAGACAUAAGUGCAGCGGAGGGUGAAAGUGUUCAGUUUACCUGCACUUUGGGCAACCCUGUAAUCAACCCUGUAACCAACGUACAAUGGUACAAAGUAAACUCUGCUGGGUCAGACAUCCAGCAAAUGAGCGUUAUAAACCAGGAUUUGGGGAACACCCAGUAUGAGUCUAAACUUAUUUUGGGUAACCUGGUCCUGGGGAGCAAGGGAGAGUACUACUGCAAGGCUACUUAUACUGACAACAAAGUUGUUGAAAGUGACCAAGUUACUCUCUUUGUUCAAGGGUUUGCAAUUUCACCGCAGAUUCAGAAUCCCAAGGUUGGCGAGUCAGCUACCUUUACCUGUGUCUCUAGUGGAGGUCCGGCAACUAUAACUUGGAACUUCAACGAUAAUCAGAUACCGUCCAGCUCUCUCAGUGAAGCUUCUGUGUCCUCUGGCGUGUACCAAGACAGAGACCAGACCCUGAAAUCUGUGCUGACAAUCAACUCGGCUAGCACUCAGUACGAGGGCGUGUAUCGGUGUGUGGCUGAUUUUGGAAACUCUGCAACUGCUGAAUCUGGAGCCACCUCUCUUGUCAUCUACAACAUCGAGGUGAAGCCAGAGUUCGGUAUUCUAGGAUCAUCAGUAACCCUGACCUGUACCGUCAAAUCUGACAGACCAGAACGAGUCGACUGGACCAAGGAACAGAACGUUAUUGUAGAUGCUAAUGCUAUCAGUGAUUUCAGCACCAAUUCAAAGACGACGGUGAACAAGAUAACGAUAAGCAACCUGAAAGAAUCAGAUUUCGGGAAAUACGCAUGCAUUGCGUACUACAACAGCUUGACAAGCUCACUGUUAUCCCCUGGUGUUGACCUUACACAGCUCAAAGUAUUGUCGGUGUCAGAAUCUAUCGCAAAGACUGCUGGAGAGUCCACCGCUCUGACAUGCUCCGUCAGUCAGCCUACAGGUCUGUCUGUAGAUGCUGUUCUUCAGUGGACCAAGGACAGUGUACCACAAACAGGUGCAACCGCUACUACACAAGGAACAACCCGGACUCUGUCUCUCCCCCUGAACUCCCUAACCCUCUCUCAAACCGGGGACUACAAGUGCUCUGCCACUUACCCUGGAGUGGCUGGAUCUCUGGAGACUGAUAAUGUCAAUUUGUUUGUCCGAGGCUGGGUUACCACUCUGGGAAGUGAUUAUAUUGUGGAUGGUACUGGGAGACAAUUUGUUUGUGUUGCUCAGACUGAAGCUGAACCUGUUGUUACUUGGUAUGUCGGAGGUCGAGCAAAGUCUGCAAGUAAGAACACCUACGAAAACAACCAGGUCACCAGUGUUUACGAUAUCGGUCUAACUAGAUCAGAUACCAGUAUCGAGUGUCGCGCCACCGUUAACGGGUUAACAAUCAAAACUUCCGGGACUAUCGGAGUACUCAAAAUGAAAAGCUACUCGGCAGAGGAUGUGACCAUUUUAGCUGGCGCCACCAAAGCCUUCACUUGCGCAUUUUCAAAUGCAAUGAAUCCAUCAGCUACUUGGUAUAAAAACGGAGCAGCUUUCGCCUCUGACAAGGAUAUAGAAGCGGACUACUUUAAUACGAGAACCUCAACUCUUACUAUCACCACCGCAAAUGUGGACGAUAGAGGCACUUAUUCUUGUUCGGUCGAUUACCCUGCCGAUGGAAACGGCUUCGAUGCAGGAGUACUGAAAACUCCAGGAUUCCUAAUCUCCGUUACAUCCUUCUGGGAAGCCCCUACUGACAUUUCAAUAGUGGAGAACUCUGUUGCCAGACUGACCUGCGCUUUCAUCAGCAGUGGGGAGGCGACCAGUAUCACCUGGAAAACUGGCAGCGGUGGCUCUUGGUCAGACGUUUCACAAGAUCUAUCUACGAAGAAAUACAGUAAUCUGGCGAAGGUUACGACCAGUGUCCUCACCUACCCCUCUACAGGCAGUGGACAGUACCAACAGUACAAAUGUGCAGCUGUGUACCUUGGCACUACCGUGGAGAGUGGAGUGGCUACCAUCACCAAAACAACCUUUGGAUUUACGUCUGUGUCAAACGUAGUGACACAAAACGAUACCAAUACUGAUGUGACUCUGACAUGUAACGGAGUGUUCUCCAGCAGUGGUGAUGUCUCCGUCACUUGGUUAAAGGACGGCAACAAAGCUGAUAACGGAGUAGAAAGCACCUCGGAUAUAACCGGAACAACCACUAAAUACAGCUACACGAUAAGCUCAGCGAGUGUGUCUGACACCGGCAUGUACCACUGUAGCAUGACCAGUACCAGUGCUGGCACUACCGUGAAGAGUCUCGUUAUGCCGCUCUAUGUUAGAGGUUUCUUCGAGAGCCCCGUCUUCCAGUUGAUCGACAAAGGAGGAGAAGCAACCAUGAGCUGUUUAACGUCUGGAGGUUAUCCAACGUCUAUAUCUUGGUACAAAGACGGCUCUAUCAUUCCUCCCAUCUCAUUCAACAAUAAAAUUACAACGAGAGCGAGAGAUACCAUAAAUGUAGGGUCUGAUCUGUACAUUUUCAACUCGAAACCCUCCGAUGCCGGUGUUUACCAGUGCAAAGCAAAGUGGGAUGAUGUGGAGGCUGAGUCAGAUGCAGCUUUGAUGCUUCCCGCUGAGGUAGCAAUUAGUGAGCAGUUCGGUAUUAUCGGGAGUGCAACAACCCUCCUGUGUGUCGGUAUCUCACCUGAUGGCUACAAACCCCAACUCAGUAUCUACAAUGGAGAAACUCUCCUUUCUAAGAACGAGGACCCUGACCUGCUCAGUGGCACGACGGACAGCUACAAUGUAGCCCACGUAAUAACGUCUGUGAAAGAAUCUGACUUCACGGACACGUACAACUGCAGAUUUGGGUACGACUCAGCAUCUUUGACGAGCGAAUCCUCCGAACUCAAGAAAAUAGACAUGCUGUCCAGCUCGACCCCCCAGUCAGUAGCGUACGGAGAGUCCGUGACCCUGACCUGUACCUCAACCCUUGUCUCCAGUGCUGAUGUAACCACCACCUGGGUCAAGGAAGAGUCUAGUGUGGCCAGUACUAACGAGGGACCCGCAGAGUCUGUGUACAAAGCAAGUUUAAAGUUUGACUCAGUUAGUGAUGCUGACGCUGGAAUAUACCAGUGCUCUAUGGACUACAAAAACAUUGGUGUUCUGACCUCAUCCGAUAUCAUUCUCGGAAUUGAUUCCUUCAAGACCCACCCCGAGGACAAGGUGAUGUUCGCUGGGUACGAACUUAUUUUGAGCUGUCUAAUUAAAUCUAACGUUGAUAUUCGGUGGAAAAAAGACGGAAACUUGGUCUCGGAAUCUGACUACAUCUCAGUUCAAGGCAGCAGCCAAUCCUCUUCCACCCUGACCAUCACCAAGGCAACCUCUGCCAACAGCGGAGAGUACCUGUGUGAAGCCCCGGUCAACGGCAAGAUUAUCAACACCGACCCAGCCUCUGUCACCGUGUACGAGUUCGAAUCUAGUCCAACAUAUAAAAAGGUGGUGGUUGGAAGUCCAGCAACUCUGAGCUGUUCCACCCAAUCCAUUCCAACAACUCCGACUAUCACCUGGGAGAAGAACGAAUCUGCUUUCACCCAAACAAACCUAAUCACUGAUACCUCUGAUUCCAACAGCCAGUCCUCCCGUCUGGUCCUCCCCUCCACCACACCAGAUGACUUAGGAGUGUACCGCUGUAAAGCAGAGUACCCUGCUGACGACAACAAUGUUGGAGGGAUCCUGUAUUCGGACGAAGCUGCUCUUAUUGUCCUGUACAUUGGCAUGGAGUCUGCAGCUUCUACUUCUAAUGGAAAUUCUCUCACCAUCACUGCUACUCUUAUUAACGACAAGGAGGCGACUAUUAAAUGGUACAAAGAAGGAACCCAAAUCACGUCCGGAAGCGGUAUCUAUAUCAGCCAAACCUUCCCUAACAGCUACUCAGUCGGAGAGUUCCAGUUCAUCAAAUCAGUCCUCACUAUCUCCAGCUUUGUUAGCGAUGAUGUGGGAACUUAUACUGCCGCUGCAACUGCCACUUUCAACGGAAACAAUCUUGAUGUGACUAACUCCGUAGGAACCAAAGCUGAUCUCUCCAACAUUUUCCUAACCAACGGGGUCGGCAAAGAAGGAGAUGAUGUGACCAUGUAUUGCAUGUAUGAGGGUUCAGCUACCGUUAAUAUAUUCACAUACUACAAACGGGACAAUAGUGGUGACUGGAAGGAAGUGGAUAAAAGUUUAAUCAGGAUGCUGGUAACCUACUUAUCAGUGGACACACUGGUGUCCGCUAAAACAUUGACUGGGAUGAGCGCUGCCAAGAGUGGCAGUACCUUAGAGAUUCUAAACGUGGAUAACGACGAUGAAGGCUUGUACAAAUGUUCGAUUACUGAUAUAAACAGCAUAAGAACAGAUUCGAAACAAAGUAACCUGCAGCUGAUAUCUUGGAGCCUGCCGGAGAAUAAGAUGCUGGUGGAGACAGGAGAAACAGCCAUGAUAACCUGCACCUUCUCUGGACCUUCUGUCCCGGAGAUAGAGGGACGAACUUUCGUUAGCUCUGCUUUCUCUAGUGACGAAUAUGCUUUGCUGUAUUCUAAAGAUAGCUCAACCUCUACUUCUAACAGUUUAACUAGGAUUACAACAACAGCUGUGUUCUCCAAAGUGAUCACCAAGAAUGGGCCGUUCAAGUGCCACGCCACUUUCAAGGACGAAUCAAGCCCCGGAAUUCAAUCUGAACUUGGCAGUGGCCAGGUUGAAAUUCUAGCUGCUUCAAUCGAGCUGGGAACCCACCAAUCUUCCCUCCCUGUCUACGAGGGUGUUUCCUUCACCUUCAUCUGCCAAUACAGUUUCGAGACAGCAGGCACAGUGACCAUCUCCCCAUCUGCUGAUGAAACCGUCACAGACGAUGCCAGGGAGAAUUUCAUAACCACUGGUUUCAAAAACGGCCAGUUCGGAAAAAUAACCUCGACGAGUUUCACUGGACCCUACAUCUGCUCGGUGGAGAUCGAGGGGUACACUAUUUCCAAACAGCUGGAUCUAGAUAUAAUACCUAUACCUGCUGUUCCGAACCUGGAAGAAGUGAUUGUCAGUACAGCGACUAUGAUUGGCUGA
Molecule: messenger RNA, 21852 nt
Organism: Bolinopsis microptera
Lineage: Eukaryota; Metazoa; Ctenophora; Tentaculata; Lobata; Bolinopsidae
Product: titin-like
Exons: 98
Coding region: 1-21852 (7283 amino acids)
Biological process (GO): homophilic cell-cell adhesion
Cellular component (GO): plasma membrane
Source: RefSeq, a predicted model, not a curated record